Molecule: messenger RNA, 903 nt
Organism: Styela clava
Lineage: Eukaryota; Metazoa; Chordata; Ascidiacea; Stolidobranchia; Styelidae
Product: CKLF-like MARVEL transmembrane domain-containing protein 8
Cellular component (GO): membrane
Source: RefSeq, a predicted model, not a curated record
UUAAAGUUUUCUUGCCUUGCAGUAAAUAUAUUCACAUUCAUCUAAAUGGAUGUGGGAGCGGCGGCUGCGGCUGCAACAACGCCUAGGCCUACUUUCAAUGUAACGUUUUUUGCAAGUCCAGCUGGAUGGUUUAAAAUAGCAGAAAUAAUACUCGGCCUUCUGGUGUUCGCGCUUCUUGCACCCGAGGGCGCCUACAGAGUUCAUCCUGGACUCGAAUUUGUUAUGUUUGUUGCUGUUUUUGUGUGGAUUUUAACAAUAGUCCUCACUGUUAUUUACAUGUUUUCUCUUCAUUCCACUGUUUUAUCUGGAGCACCAUGGGAUGUCAUUGAAUUCGCAUUCAAUGUAUUUUGCACUCUCUUAUAUUUCAUUGGAGCAAUCGUAGAAUCCGCUUUCGUUGGAGGGAUUUCAGUUUGGGUGGCAUCAACUGUGUUUGCUUGGUUCCUUCUCAUUGUUUAUGGAUGUCAUACUCUCUAUGCUUAUCGAGUUUGGAAAGGUGAACUGUCAUGCUUGGGUGGUAGUAAUGCAGGAAAUGACGUCAACACAUGAUGUGAAAAUAUACACAAAACAGAUGAAAAAUGUUUCCUACCAUAAAACUUGAUUAUAUAUGGGGGAAAUAUGUGUAAGAAAAAUUACAACAGAUGCAAUCUUGUUUUUAUACCUGCCAUAAUACACCUAUACAAACAUAGCACCUUUGACAUAGAAUCAACGACGUAAAAUGGAAGUAAUAUUUUAGAAGUUUGUCAUGAUUUUUAACAAAUAUGUCAAAAAUAUUAUCACUCCUCUAAUUUAUCUAAUUAUUUGUAAUUUGACUUUGUUCAUAGUUUAGAUAAUAUCGUUAACUGUGAUUCAAUUUUGUAUUCACAUGUACUAUCACAUUCACGUAUUUUUUAACGUUUCAUUUCC